AUGGAUGAAAGUUCAGGAGUGAGAGAAGCUGCCAAUCUCUCCAGUUGGCUGGAACCACUGGGUGACAACACUUCCUUACGGCUGGAUUCCCAGCAGCCGCCGCUGUUGGUGGAUCCUUGGGAUAUAAUAUUGUGUAUCUCGGGGACUCUCGUUGCCUGUGAAAAUGCCAUCGUUGUAGCGAUUGUUUUCUACACCCCAACAUUAAGAUCUCCAAUGUUCUUACUGAUUGGGAGCCUGGCUACGGCAGAUCUGCUGGCGGGGAUUGGCUUGAUCAUGAAUUUCUUAUUUCGCUAUUUAAUUCACUCAGACACCAUUAACCUGAUCACUGUGGGCUUCAUGGUGGCCUCUUUCUGCGCCUCAGUCAGCAGCCUGUUGGCCAUAACCAUUGAUCGCUACCUCUCCCUGUAUAACGCUCUCACCUACUAUUCCGAGAGGACAAUUACCUACAUUUACCUGAUGCUCGCCAUCACUUGGGGUGUCUCUAUCUGCCUGGGGUUACUCCCCAUCCUGGGAUGGAACUGUCUAGAAGACACAUCUACCUGCAGCAUCGUGAAACCUCUGACUUCCAGCAACCUGACCGUCCUCUCCACCUCCUUCCUGUUGAUUUUUAUCAUCAUGUUGUACCUUUAUAUUAAAAUUUGUAAGAUAGUGUGUCGCCACGCGCACCAGAUCGCCCUACAACAUCACUUUUUAGCAACAUCUUACUAUGUGACCACAAAGAAAGGCAUCUACACUCUGGCCAUCAUCUUAGGGACUUUUGGGACAAGCUGGCUGCCUUUUGCCAUUUACUGCCUGAUUGGGGAUCACGCCUUUCCUUCAGUGUACACUUACGCUACCCUCCUCCCAGCCACCUACAACUCUAUGAUCAACCCCAUCAUCUAUGCCUUCAAGAACCCAGAGAUCCAGAAAGCUACCCGGUCUCUCUUUUGUGGCUGUUUUCAGUCCAAUGCUUCCUUUCAUUCCAGGUCCCCCAGUGAAGUCUAG
This is a messenger RNA of Callorhinchus milii (elephant shark), 984 nucleotides long. RefSeq names its product G-protein coupled receptor 12. The record is from RefSeq and is a predicted model, not a curated record. The transcript has a single exon. Gene Ontology annotation, cellular component: membrane. NCBI's taxonomy places the organism in Eukaryota, Metazoa, Chordata, Chondrichthyes, Chimaeriformes, Callorhinchidae. Gene Ontology annotation, biological process: G protein-coupled receptor signaling pathway. The coding region runs from base 1 to 984 and encodes 327 amino acids. Gene Ontology annotation, molecular function: sphingosine-1-phosphate receptor activity.